AUGCAGUUGAAAGACCGUUGUUUAGUUGUUGUCGCACUAAUCACAGGUCGUAACUUUCCUAAUCGACCUACAUAUCAUUUAGUAUGUGAAGCCAAAUUCAAUAAUGAAGUUUUAUCAACUGAUCCAGUUGAACAUAAUGAAGAACCCCAAUUUGAACAGGAACUUGCUUGGGAUUUAGAUAAAACAAGUUUAAAACAACAUCGUUUACAACGGAGUGCAUUGAAAGUGACGGUAUCCGCUGUCGACAGCCAAUCACCAGUUAAAGAACCGAUUGGAUUUUUCAUGUUAGAUUUACGUUCAUGUUCUACUGGAAAAGUCUACAAGUGGUAUCGAAUUCUGCAUAGUAAAUAUAAAAGCAGUCCAGCUGUAUUUGCUUCAAUUUAUUUAGAUAUUGAAGGACAAGAACUUGUUCCAAAUCCAAAAAUCAAAACAGGUUUAGCGAUGAGCCUAUCAGAAGCUGAUUUAAUACCUCGUGUUUAUAAUUCAGAAGAAGACAAUCAACACUUUUCAGUACCUACAACAAUGGCAAAUAUACAAUCAACAAAUAUCACUUGGUAUACAAUUGGUCCAAGGCGUUUAGCAAAAGAAUAUUUUAUAUCAACAGUUGAUAUUCUACGUAUUUAUUUUGUGCAUAUUACUCCAUUAGUGAUCAAAUUUUGUUUUGGAAGUCAUGUAUUAGCACAUGCAACUGUUCCAGUAGAACAACUAAUACCGUUCAAUGAUCAUAUACUACAGAAUACUGCUGUAUUAAAUAGAAGUUUUGACCUUAUAUCCGAAGAAUCUGAUCAACAAUUAAAAGAAUAUCAAAGUAAGCAUACUGAAGAUAAACCACGUGUCAAUAUAAACAUAACACUUCGACGAUAUCCUGAUAAAAAUGCAAUACAACAACGAUCAACCAUGACAAAUAAUAAUAAUAGUAGCAGAAGAUUGCGCAAUAUGACAGAUUCAUUGAAUCAUAUUUUUUCACUGAAUCUCGAUCCAUAUGCAGAUGUAAAUACAAUGAGUUCGAAUGUAAAUGAAAAUUAUGAUCAGUUUGUAACUUCGUUACCGGAGGGAAAAACACUUAAACAAUCCAGUAGAACACUUGAACGUGAUGAUUUUUUAUGUCCAUCAAACCUGCUGAACGUUUAUCAGUCAAUGGAUGGUACACCCAAUUGGCAUCGUUAUUGUUACACUAUUGAACUAAGAAGUGUAAAAAGUAUUCAAGGUUUCGACCAUGAGUUACAACUUUACGCCAGAUAUGUAUAUCCAUUGUUUGGAAGUGGAGCCCCAGUUAUGACACUUCCACCAAUUGCCGUAGCCAGACAUCAAGAGGUUAUUCUUCCGCAUGGGUUUUGUGCUUUUGAGUUUGCUGCAUCGCCUGAAGAAUUAAAAACUCGUCUUAAUGACAAUCCAUUGAAAGUGGAAUUUUUCGAUCGAUCACAAGGUACUUUAGCAACAGAUUCCUUCAUUGGAUAUUCCCUUAUACCUUUAGUAUCAGUCUUUGAAUCAUCAAUUGUUAAAGAAGAUUUCGGUGCACAUACUGUAGAUAGUAAUGCAUCUGUAUUGGAUAUGACAAAGGGAUUAGUUCAUCAAAUAAAUGAUGAAAUCAAGUCUGAACCAUCAGAUAUACGAUCAACCCGUGAAUAUCAAGUGGCCAUUGAGUUGGAACUGUGGCGUGCAGCAGAAGAAGCCAAAUUCACUGCUCAAUUAAAGAAACGAGAACAGACACUGAUGGCUACACUUGCUGAAGAAUGGCAUAAAAGGGAUAGUCAACGAGAAAUUAUAUGUCGUAAAAAGCUUUCUGAAUAUCAAGCUCUGGAGGAAAAAUUGCGCAAUACACUCAUUGAACUUGCUACUAGAGAGCGUCAGCUAACCGCAGGUGAGGCAGAAUUGGUACGCCUGAAAAAGAAAAUGCAAGGGAAUUGGAAGUUAGACGCAAAGAAUUGA
Schistosoma mattheei is the source of this 1929-nucleotide messenger RNA. Lineage: Eukaryota; Metazoa; Platyhelminthes; Trematoda; Strigeidida; Schistosomatidae. The record is from the annotation of a GenBank genome assembly.